Trichomonas vaginalis G3 is the source of this 864-nucleotide messenger RNA. RefSeq names its product protein of unknown function, DUF4106 family. The transcript has a single exon. The coding region runs from base 1 to 864 and encodes 287 amino acids. Lineage: Eukaryota; Parabasalia; Trichomonadida; Trichomonadidae. The record is from RefSeq and is a predicted model, not a curated record.
AUGAGAUGGGGUCAUAAAGCUAAUCCGGAUAGGUGGUUCAUAAACUUACAACCACAAUUCCAAGAAGUUGUAGACGCAAUGGAAGUGAAUGGUGAACCAGAUAUAGCUGGUAUUUUCAGCGCGGCUUUAAUGCCAUUGAAAGAUAUGAAAGAUGCAGAUAUUUUGAACCAGUAUGAAAUGAACAUGGCUGAUGGAAAUAUAACACCUGACGUUCUAAAACAUUUAUCUCAAAGAACUACACAGAACCAUAGAGAUGGUAUAUUUGGUGAAGAGUUUAGAAAGAAAGUUAGGGAGAGAGAAGGAAGAGAACCUAUUGUACAUGACCUUGCAAACGAAAGUUUACAAAAUGUCAUAAAAACUUACUUUGCAGACAAUGAACCGAGAAGGGAGGAAUAUUUAAGAAAACUCAAAUGGACAGUACCAAAUGAAAUGUUAGUAUUGAAAAACAUGUUCCUUGACAAAAUAAAACCAACUACAGAAAUAAAUGACGCAAGACUGAAACAUUGGGUAAAAGCUUUCCCAUUCACAAAAGAUAUUGUUGGUAACAUGGAAAGAAAACCAGAAUGGCUACAAAAACAUAUAUUUGGAAACGAGCAUAUUCCAUAUGGACAAGCUCUGUUUGAAGAGCUUGAACCGGAAACUCAGGAAAGAGUCAUGCAAACAAUACGCGAAGACUCAAAUACAAACUAUGACAAAAUCUUUCUAGGAUAUAGGUUACCUGAGAUGGGCGACCAGAGCCCAAAGGCAAAAAGGACAUGGGAAAUUUACAACAUACUAGGUGAACAUGAGGCAAAGAUGCAACAACUUGAAGCAGAGGGCAAGUUACCAAAAGCGACACCAAAGAAGAAGAGUAGAACAAAGUGA